Messenger RNA from Mustela erminea (ermine), 3399 nucleotides. RefSeq names its product TBC1 domain family member 24 (gene TBC1D24). The transcript is spliced from 7 exons. NCBI's taxonomy places the organism in Eukaryota, Metazoa, Chordata, Mammalia, Carnivora, Mustelidae. The coding region runs from base 27 to 1706 and encodes 559 amino acids. The record is from RefSeq and is a predicted model, not a curated record.
CCCCCCCUCCCGGGAGUCCCUGCACCAUGGACCCCCCAGGGUACAACUGCUUUGUGGACAGAGACAAGAUGGACGCAGCCGUGCAGGACAUGGGCCCCAAGGAGCUGAGCUGCACGGAGCCGCAGGAGCUGAAGCAGCUGGCCCGCCAGGGCUACUGGGCUCGCAGCUAUGCCCUGCGUGGCAAGGUGUACCAGCGGCUGAUCCGGGACAUCCCCUGCCGCACCGUCACGCCGGAUGCUAGCGUGUACAGCGACAUCGUGGGCAAGAUCGUGGGCAAGCACAGCGACAGCAGCCUGCCCUUGCCCGAGUUUGUGGACAACACGCAGGUGCCCAGCUACUGCCUGAACCCGCGUGGCGAGGGCGCCGUGCGCAAGAUCCUGCUGUGCAUCGCCAACCAGUUCCCGGACGUGUCCUUCUGCCCCGCGCUGCCCGCCGUCGUGGCCCUGCUGCUGCACUACAGCACGGACGAGGCCCAGUGCUUUGAGAACACCUGCCGCAUCCUGGCCUGCAACGACCCCAGCAGGAAGCUGGUGGACCAGAGCUUCCUGGCCUUCGAGUCCUCCUGCAUGACCUUCGGGGACCUGGUGAACAAGUACUGCCAGGCGGCCCACAAGCUGAUGGUGGCCGUGUCCGAGGACGUGCUGCAGGUCUAUGCAGACUGGCAGCGCUGGCUGUUUGGGGAGCUGCCGCUCAGCCACUUCUCCCGCGUCUUCGACGUCUUCCUGGUGGAGGGCUACAAGGUGCUGUACCGCGUGGCUCUGGCCAUCCUCAAGUUCUUCCACAAGGUGAGAGCCGGGCAGCCGCCAGAGUCGGACAGCGUGAAGCAGGACAUCCGAGCCUUCGUCAGGGACAUCGCCAAGACCGUGUCUCCGGAGAAGCUGCUGGAGAAGGCGUUUGCCAUCCGCCUCUUCUCCCGGAAGGAAAUCCAGCUCCUGCAGAUGGCCAACGAGAAAGCUCUGAAGCAGAAGGGCAUCACCGUCAAGCAGAAGAGUGUUUCACUCUCUAAAAGGCAGUUUGUGCACCUGGCCGUGCACGCGGAGAACUUCCACUCAGAGAUCGUCAGUGUGAAGGAGAUGAGAGACAUCUGGUCAUGGGUCCCCGAACGCUUCGCCCUGUGCCAGCCCCUCCUCCUCUUCUCGUCCCUGCAGCACGGGUACAGCCUGACCAGGUUCUAUCUCCAGUGUGAAGGACAUGAGCCCACCCUCCUGCUCAUCAAGACCACGCAGAAGGAGGUGUGUGGGGCUUACCUGUCAACAGACUGGAGUGAGAGGAACAAGUUUGGUGGUAAAGUGGGCUUCUUUGGGACUGGAGAGUGCUUCGUGUUUCGGCUGCAGCCCGAGGUCCAGCGCUAUGAGUGGGUGGUCAUUAAACACCCAGAGCUGACUAAGCCUGUGUCCUCGGAGGCCCCCGCCGCCCCGUCGCCACCGUGCCGCCCCGUGUCCUCCGACCCUGCUGACCGCCUCUCGCCCUUCCUGGCUGCACGUCACUUCAACCUGCCCUCCAAGACAGAGUCCAUGUUCAUGGCUGGGGGCAAUGACUGCCUCAUCGUAGGUGGAGGGGGCGGCCAGGCGCUCUACAUCGAUGGGGACCUAAACCGGGGCCGCACUGGCCACUGUGACACUUUCAACAACCAGCCCCUCUGCUCUGAGAACUUCCUCAUCGCGGCUGUGGAGGCCUGGGGCUUCCAAGACCCUGACACCCAGUGACGGACCUGCACAGACGGUGACUGAGCCAUCACCAUGGGGUGGGGUGGGGCAGAGGCCAGGCCCCCUCUUCAGGGCAGUAAGUGAGGUCCCCUCCUCUCCCCUGUGCCAUGCCAGUGGCCAGUGUCUAAGUGCAGCUGGGGCUCUGGGGCUGGGCUGGCCAGGGGAUGCCGGGACUUCAGCCGCCUGGGCCUGUCCCUGCUCAGACCUGCUGCUGCCUUGAGCGUGGGCUCAGGCCCCAGUUCUCCGUGGAGGCAUCCUGUGCCCGAGGCUAGCAGGGCCACCCACACAGUCUCAGUCCCUUGGUGCAGUGCGGGGACAGGAAAAGAAGAAACCUUCCAUCAAGUGUGGGGCCAUGGCGCCCCCUGCUGGUGCCUCGUAGCAUAGCUCCUGAGCAGAGGCCCGUGGCAACCACUGGUCCUGUGGGUGGUUGGCCACCUGGCCAGUGGCUGGCACUGGCAGCUCCCCAGAAAAAACAGGCACGCUGGGGACGGCUUCUUGGCCUUGUCCCCCUCCCCCUCCCACCACCUCUCACCCUUACCCUCCUCCCCGUGCUGGCCUCCUGUGGCUGCCUCUUGGAUGGUCACAGCAGGGGGAAGGAGGGGAGGGCUGAAUUUGUGCUGAGCUCUGGACCCCUCCUGAGGGAGUGCCGAGCACCAGUAUGAAAAAGGGCUGGAGGGGACAUCACGGGUUCUUGCUUUUCAGAGCCUGAGGCUUCUGCUGGGCCUCACUGUGGGCCCAUCCCUGAAGAGGCCGCCCAGGAUGGCCCAGGGAGGGGCCCUCCGCGGCUGACCCCAAACCAGCCAGCUCCGUGUCCUGGAGAAGCCCGGACCCACGGGGGCUUCUGCAGCCCUCCUGCUCUCUGCCCGGGGCCGCCUCCACUCCCCCACAGUCUCUGUAGUGGCCCCAGGGUCCUGUCCAGACUCCCCAACGUGGCAUGCUGGUCUUCGUCCGUCCCCAGGCACCCCAGCUUGUUAGAGCUGCCUGCUCCCCAGAUCCCUUCCCUGCGGCGCUGUCACAUGCCAUCACACGCCCCUCUCACAGCCCUGUGGUUGGUUUUCUUGUGCUGCCUCCCCUGCCCCCUCCCUGCCCAGCCUGACCCCACAGGGGCCCUGCAGACUGUAGGUGCCACGUGAAGACUGGUUGGGGAGUGGUCUCCUGCUUCGUGACGGCCCUCAGCAGGUCCUGAGGGCCUGGGCACCUGGGGGAGGACACCCAAGCAGCCUCUUGGGACUGUGGCAGCUACCCCCCAACCUGGUCCCCAUGUGGCUGCAGCCAGCCCCUCAGUGUCCCCACGCGCCACACCUCUGCUAUCUCCGUCUCGCUUGCUCCUCCUGUGGGGCAUUGGCCCUCCCCUGCCCCCCCCACUCCAGUAUCCCCAGAGCCGGGCCACCAUGGUGCAGGAGAAGGACCAGGAGCCCUGGGUGGCAUUGGGCAAGCCACGAACCUGCCUGGAACUCUGUUGCUCCAGGUGUAAAAUGGGGCCAGUCAUCCUGCUCCGCUGUCCCCACGGGACUCUCAAGAGGCUCUGCAGGGACAGCGUGAGUCCCUAGUGAGAAGAGAUGUGCUAGGAGGCAGUGUCACUCCUCACCCCCCCCCCCCACUGCCACCCUUGUCUCCCCUCCUCUGAGCCCUCACAGCCCUGUGUCGUAGCGCCAACUUCGGUGUUCAUUAAAACAUGGUCUUGUUACAUGAA